AUGGAAGGCGGUGACCCAACUCGUUCCUCCCGAGAAUCAGGAGGCAAUCAAGCAGAGUCAGAGCGACGCAAUGGUGGAGCUUUGGGUGGAAUGGGACAACUUACUGAAGUGGACGAAGAAUCUAUCCUGGAUGAAGAGCCUGCUAUUGCUGAAAGGGAGGAUCCCGGACAAUCUCGAAUUGGUGGAGGUGGUGACUUCUUCACCUCCCACGCCCACACUCAAUAUCAUGCGUGUGGGACACAGACUAUGGCUAAAAGGUCUUGGAGUUUUGAUGCUGGCGAUUCGCUCACUUGUAUUGCCACGUCAAAUUUCUUUCCUCUGAUUGCCAUUGCUGGCAGGAACUUGUUGCAAGUCUUGAGGGUUGAUGAUGAUAAAUUUAUUUCAGUUCAUCGAAUGACAAAUCUCCAACGUAGCAUUGGGAGUGCCACAACCGUGAACACUGUUCGACCUGAAACAGGUGCUUCAGGCACCCAAGGACUAUCGAUGCCCGCACAUUUCCAACCUCCUCGGAGCUAUGCCAUCAACGAUGUAGCUUGGUCGAACUCCAAAUCUAUUUUAGCAACCUGCUCAAAUGCUGGAGACUUGAUCAUCUGGGACUUGAGUCGUGGUAUUGCUCAAACUAUCUGCUUUGUUGGACAUUCUCGCAGCGUGCAUCGAAUUCACUUCAAUCCCAAUGCUCCCAAUGAAAUCAUCUCUGCUUCCCAUGACGGAACCGUCAAGCUUUUUGAUAUACGUGAUCAAUCUUGUCGUCAAACUUUUCACGCUCGGACGUCCUGUUCUUCUCCAGUUCGGGAUGUAGUCUACUGUCCUAAUGAAAGCCAUACACUAGCUGGGGCCUUUGAAAAUGGUCUUGUGUGUAUAUGGGACACUCGAUUUGACAGUCGGCCUGCCAGAAGCUUCCAAGCCCAUAAUGCAGUCACUGCUAGUAUUGACUGGCAUCCUAAUUGGAAUUCUGUUGAUCGAAAUUGGCUUGCGACUGCUGGAGGUCGUGAUAAUACGAUAAUGGUGUGGGAUCUGGAUAAAUCCUCACCGACAACUAUUUACUCUCUUCGCGCGAAAAACACGGGGAAUGUUCGCUGGCGUGUGGGAGAGUUGACCCAACUCAUUUCCAGCUGUUCCCUGAGUCUCGAUCUGAACAUUCACCUAUGGGAACUGAAUCGUCCUUACAUCCCCUACAUCACUUUCGAAGGCCACACUCACACAAUUUCAGGAAUUGCUUGGAGCAUGGACCCAAAUUCCUUCUAUUCCGUGGCUCGUGAUGGCCUUGUCAUACGUCAUUAUAUAGGAGAUGGCAUUCAAAUUGCCAGACAAGCAAAUCCUGUUGCUUUAGCUCUCAAUUGUCGGGGUGCACUGGCUCAUGCUCUCGGCGGAGAGCCAGGGAGACGAAUUCGCAAUGGUGGAGUGACUGGAGGUGAAAAUACCGUUAGGCGAUUCACCACUACGAUGCCCUUCAGGGAACCAUUUGGGGCAAAUACGGCCACUGCUCCGAGAACUCACAAAUUACUGGUUACUAGACGAAGUGUUCUUCUUCCAAAUGUGGGUUUAUCCGAGGAUGAGAGGUUACAGCCCAUGAUUCCCUGUGAAGCUGAGGUACCUCCAAAUAUAAUUCCCUCAGAUGACUUUAUUGCCCAAAGCCAGAGUGAACUCUACGUUGCUGAUUUUCUCAUGAAGGAUAUUACUGAGCUUGAGGCUCCAAUGGCUUCUUUACUCAUGCCAGAUACAUUCGUCUACUUGGCAAGGAAUUAUCGCAUCACCGGUAAUAGUGUUGAAGAAGUCUGUAAUCAUAAUGCGAUGGUUGCUCGAAAUGUGCAUCAAGAUUUCUUGGCUCAAUUUUGGCUCCAGCUGAAGCAGAUUCUGGGCAACUGUUGGCAAUCUUACAAACCACCCCCGCCACCACCAUCCCAGAUUAAAAAUAAACAAUCUACUAGAAGGGGCUCAAUUACCUCCCAACGCAGUAAUCAACCUUUAGCAGCUGCCUAUUCACGUCUCCAUUCUGACACAACGACUCCGGCACACAGAAAUCCUACAUAUGCUGAAGUGGCCGGUUCGCGUUCCGGCGCUGUCUGUGUUCUUGAUUUUAUAUCUUCUGAGGACUUUGACGAAUCCCGAGCAAUUGAAACUACAGGUGAGAGAACCUCCACUAAGAAUAAGGAUACAAAUUCAUCAAAUCCCGCUACUUCGGCUUCUGUUAACGCACAUUUUCGUGCUGAUGCAGCGCCUACAUCAUCAUCCACUCAUAGCCACAGCUAUGACCUCGAUGGCAUGACGGGGUCACUUGGUCACUCCUCUGUGAACUACCUCUUCUCUGUGGAUGCUCAAAGAAAUAUGAAAGAACGUCAAGAGGGCACUGGCAGUACAACGGCUACCAUCACUGCUCUAUCUGAAGAAUCCGAUGCUUUAAUAUUUUCAUCGGUGUUGCCGUCUCUACCUGAAGUUGACUCUGUGCCUAGCUUCACUACUCCCUCUGAGGAAGACCAGUUUUCCCACCAUUUUACUAAUGUCCUUGUUCUGCUUUCAGAUAUAGAACACAAACUAAGCGAAGAAUUAUCAAGUAGUCAUCAAAGGCCUCCAGAAUUUAGUAAACAUCGACCAUCCUCAGGCGUACUUGAUUUAACUUCCUCUGUGAAUAAUGCUGAACCAAUUGACCCCACCCUUAUCUCUAAUCCCACACUUCCUCUCGACUUCACUCAUUUGGUUGGCCAAUGGUUCCUGGAACUUAUUGAAGCAGGACAUGCUCAAACUGUUUGCACGGCUCUGCUUCUUUUCGGCACAGAAAGAACUAGAAUCAAUGAAUGGGCCACGGAAAAACACAUCGAGAACUGGUUUUAUGUUUACCUUGACGCAUUAAUACACUUUCGGCUAUGGGGUGUCUGCACUCGUAUCAUUAAACACUGUGGAGGUAUUCAAGGAGUUACUCCUGCUCCUCCCCAACCUCUCUGUAACCCAGCCCCAACACCUAACUCUUCUUCAAUGAAAUCGUCUUCUCUUGCCCUACCACUCGCCCGUCACAUUGCGAUUCUCAAUCAGACGGGAACAAGCAUCUCUGUGCGGUGUGGAAAAUGCGCGAAGCCGAUGCAACGCAAUGCUACUACCACUACACCUACUGGAUCGCCUAUGCAGAUUUUUCCACAUGCUCCAUGGGCCUGUGCUCGACAUCCAAGUGCUGAAACAGCGCUUUCGACUUGCGCCGUUUGCCACCUGACUGUACGUGGGAUAUACCUUUGGUGUGUCGGUUGUAGUCAUGGUGGUCAUCUGCAUCACAUCCGCGAAUGGAUAAGCAAAAGAGCCGAGUGCCCUGCUGGGUGUGGACACUACUGUGAAUAUGGAAAAUUGGAUGGUAGCCUCUAUUUGCAAAUUUCAGCGUGA
Messenger RNA from Rodentolepis nana, 3366 nucleotides. NCBI's taxonomy places the organism in Eukaryota, Metazoa, Platyhelminthes, Cestoda, Cyclophyllidea, Hymenolepididae. The record is from the annotation of a GenBank genome assembly.